CAAUGGCCCCCAAAACCAAAUCCCGCUUAGUAGACCAGCCUCCUUCUGCAUCGUCCUCUGAAGAACAAGAAGAGGUGGAGGAAUCCCAGGAAGAAGAAGAACAGCAUUCGGGGGAAGAAACUGAAGAGGAUGAAGAACCUACGAUAGUCCCUCCAGUUGUGAAGAGACCCAUCACUAAGAAACCAGUCCAAACCUCUCAGAAACCCCAAUUUUCUUCUGAGUCUGGCAGCGAGAAUGGGUCAGGUUCUGAAUUGGAAGCGAAAUCGGGUCAUUCCCCGCCUUCCCCUUCUGUAUCAGAUUUCACCAUUAAGCCGAUUGUUUCUGCCAAAGCUUCUUCCCCAUCGAAACCAGCAGGAAAGAGGCCGCAAGAGGCCCAGAAAGAGAAAGGGAGGAAGAAGCCCAAAACUGCAGAAGAAGAGGAUAAAAAAUCAGCUGCUACUCCUCGCAGUCUAUGGAAUGAUGACGACCAGCUUGCUCUGCUCAAAGGUGUUGCUGAAUACAAGACGGUAAAAUGUAUGGAACCUAAUGCGGAUAUGUCAGCUUUUCAUGAAUUCAUUAGAGGGAAGUUGCUGGUUGAGGUUUCAAAGAGUCAACUCAGUGAAAAGCUAAAGAGGUUAAAGAAGAAAUUUUUUACUAAUGCGAAAGGUGGUGAGGAACCAGUUUUCAUGAAGGGUCAGGAUUUUUUAGUUUUUGAGCAUUCAAAGAGAAUUUGGGGUGCCCCUGAAACUAGUGAUGGAGUUAAGGAAAUUGUUACCAAUAGCACUAAUGGCAAAGCUAAAAAGACUGUUGAGGCUAAGAAGAGUUCUGAACCUAAGAGAAGUUCUAAAGUUAGCAAACCCAAGGAUGAUGAGAAACAUACGGAAGAAGAGAAUCAGGUUGCUGUAAAAGAGGUGAUUAAGGAGGAUAUAGUUAAGGGUGAUCCACAGGAUUUCCAGUCCGAAUAUCCACGUUUGGCUGCAUCAUUUGAAAGUAUGUCUGGCAUGUUUACAAUGUACCCGAAUGGAACAAGUUUUUUGAAGGAGAAGAUGAGUUUGAUUGCUCCUGACAAGGCUAAACUGCUGGAGGAGAAGUGGAAGAAACUGGAGGAUGAUGAAGCUGCCUUGAUGGUGAAGCGUUUAGAUUUGAUUGCGGAGCAUUACGGAUUGGUGGUUGAUGCAAUGAGAGGUAACUAGAUGCUGAUGGAUCAUGUUUCUAUUCGAUGCUACAAGUUGUGAUACUGUUUUGGUGGAGUUUUGG
This is a messenger RNA of Solanum verrucosum, 1236 nucleotides long. Its product is annotated as STOREKEEPER protein-like. The record is from RefSeq and is a predicted model, not a curated record. NCBI's taxonomy places the organism in Eukaryota, Viridiplantae, Streptophyta, Magnoliopsida, Solanales, Solanaceae. The transcript has a single exon. Gene Ontology annotation, cellular component: nucleus. The coding region runs from base 3 to 1172 and encodes 389 amino acids. Gene Ontology annotation, biological process: regulation of DNA-templated transcription.